AUGAAAUUCACAUUCAAGGCACCAUUUGCGAGCUUUCUCAAGUACAAACCAGGCAAGUUCAAUUUCAGCUUGGAGCAGCAAAUACGCCAGAAACUAGACUCGUUGCCCUCCGUGACUCGAAUCUACUCAAAUCCAGAUGGCACUCCCCGUGUACCCUCGGACGAGGAGUUUAAAACCAUAGCGGAUUUGCAAAACAUGUACUAUAAAAGAAAUUACUCAGAGUGGAACUACAUCUUACCUGGAGUACCAAAGGACCAAUUGAAGCUAUUUGAAGACAAUUCUCAGGACUUGAACCAUUUCCAAUUUGUCACUAAGGACGCGGGUGUCAUUAUCGACAAGAUCCCUUACAAGGAUGAACAAACCGGCACUUUGAAAUGGAAGAUUGUGAGAGAGACUCCCAAGGCAGAAGGCUGGGAAAUCCCUUAUUUCUACAUUGUGUUGCCCGUCUUUGCCUAUAUUCUUUAUGUGAAGUACCAAGCGCAAAUGAAGGCUAGAGAAGUUGAAGGUCCCGAGUGGGCCGAGAAGGAAUUGAGAUUGAGAGCCAUGGAAGAGUACUUCCAUGGUGAUACUGCCAAAGCUAAGGAAUUCUUGAGCAAUGAGAACAAGUCAGAACGGGAAAUCAGGGAUAGAGACGAUUUGGUUGUGGCUAGAAUUUUGGCCGGAGAUUAUGACAAGUUGGCUCAAUUGAAGAAGAAAAAAUCGUUGGAUUUGGUCAAAGUGAAUGAGGACCCAAUAUUUAAAUAUUAG
This is a messenger RNA of Lodderomyces beijingensis, 747 nucleotides long. The record is from the annotation of a GenBank genome assembly. Lineage: Eukaryota; Fungi; Ascomycota; Pichiomycetes; Serinales; Debaryomycetaceae.